AUGUUUUUUGAGAUGAAACAACGAUCUCUGUUGAGAACCUCCUCCAGACAGGUUUGGGUUUGUGGUGGUCCGUCAGGUGCUUGCGACGAUAUCGUCGACCUCACGGAGGAAGAUCAGGAGCGACUCCUCGCCGUUGGCAAAUCCGACCUGAUCGGAGGAAACUUGAUCAGUCGCUCUAUUGCCGUUCAUCGUCUCCGAAACGAACUCCUCGGGCUGGCGGAGGAGCACCAGAGUGCCACCAUCCUAUACAACGACACCAAAGAGGCCCUCGGUCGUCUCUACAACCAAGUUAGUCACGCCCGUUUCAACUACGUCCGCAAGGUCACCUACUCGGAGUUGCCCAUGGUCAAGGGCAUUCGCAAUCAGGAUGUGAAGACGAUCAGUGUCUGGAAGGAAGAGGGCGAUGCUUCGGACUGGAAGAGUCACCUCCCGGCUCGUUCCACCCUUUUGGCCUGCCGCAUGGCCAACGUAUCCAACAGUCUCCCCGAGCAAGUGACUGAUUGCCUCUUCCGCCUUGGCAUGGCUCACCUUGCCGAGAUUCGCCCAAUGCAAGCGAGGGACUUGGUACGCCCUGAUGGACGAUUGAAGAGAGAGAAAAAGAGAGACAAACAAUAUGUUAGCAAGAACAACUUUAUGCAUGAUGAGUACGCGGCAGACUAUUAG
Messenger RNA from Neurospora hispaniola, 663 nucleotides. RefSeq lists its product as uncharacterized. The record is from RefSeq and is a predicted model, not a curated record. Bases 1 to 663 code for a protein of 220 amino acids. Lineage: Eukaryota; Fungi; Ascomycota; Sordariomycetes; Sordariales; Sordariaceae. The transcript is spliced from 3 exons.